CGGAAGAGUGUCAUCGGGAUUUGUGUAUUGGCAACAGAUGAACGCUUCUGGAGGACACCGAACAAGGAUAUUUCGUUAUUACGGAGUUGUGUGCUCGUUAAAUGUUCGUUGCAGACUAAUUCAGUCGACACUGUUUUUAAGAUGAACGUGCUGCGUUGAGCGCGAGUAAAUUAGUCGUGACAGAGUCAAAGCACAAGGGAGAAUCUGUUUCACAAACCUGCUGCACAGGGUCACUGGCUGCAGAUUUCAGAAUCUGAUCACAUUGGCCAUUUGCUGACCAGAUUUUGACAUCUGUUUACCAUGAGGUUUGCAGUGGCACUCCGUGCUGUUGCUUUGGUUCUUCUGUUGGGCUUUACCUGGCUUCUAGCAAGUUCUAUUCUAGGAGGGGAUGGGAACUCCUUGAUACGAAUGCUGUUUAGUGGUGGACAAGAAGAGCCCACUCCAGAACCACGACCACGCAAGUACAAAUGUGGCCUGUCUGCACCAUGUCCCCCCAAACAUCUCGCGUUCCGGCUGACCUCUGGUGCUGCCAAUGUCAUCGGCCCCAAAAUCUGUCUGGAGGAUAAAAUUCUUGUCAGCAGUGCUAAAAACAAUGUUGGCAGAGGGCUCAAUAUUGCCUUAGUAAAUGGGGUUAAUGGAGAUGUUUUGGAAAUAAAAGCAUUUGAUAUGUGGGCAGGAGAUGUUUCAGAGCUGCUGAAGUUUCUUCGUCCUCUCCAUGAAGGAACGCUAGCAUUUGUUGCUUCUUUUGAUGACCCGGCCACCAAGUUAAAUGAUGAGGCGCGACGGCUGUUUGAGGAGCUGGGGAGCACAGCAGCGAAAGAACUGAGCUUCAGGGAUAGCUGGGUGUUUGUUGGAGCCAAAGGAAUAGAAAAUAAGAGCCCAUUUGAACAGCGGAUGAAAAACAGUAAAAGCAGUAAUAAAUAUGAAGGCUGGCCCGAGUCUCUGGAGAUGGAUGGCUGCAUUCCUCUGCGCGCUCCUUUAGAAACUUAAGGCCUCAUGGGUUCUUUGAACUACGAACACUUCUAACACGAGGAACAAGGAGCACUACGUACAAGUACAACUCCGCUGCCUAAAGAUUUUACUCAUUGGAUGGUUUGAAGUGGAAUUUCCUUGUAGAGCCGUCUGC
Molecule: messenger RNA, 1126 nt
Organism: Sinocyclocheilus grahami
Lineage: Eukaryota; Metazoa; Chordata; Actinopteri; Cypriniformes; Cyprinidae
Product: protein FAM3A-like
Exons: 10
Coding region: 301-990 (229 amino acids)
Source: RefSeq, a predicted model, not a curated record